Messenger RNA from Daktulosphaira vitifoliae (grape phylloxera), 1297 nucleotides. RefSeq names its product zinc finger protein 830. The record is from RefSeq and is a predicted model, not a curated record. Gene Ontology annotation, biological process: nuclear DNA replication; mitotic DNA damage checkpoint signaling; mitotic DNA replication checkpoint signaling. Gene Ontology annotation, molecular function: zinc ion binding; nucleic acid binding. The coding region runs from base 206 to 1057 and encodes 283 amino acids. Gene Ontology annotation, cellular component: nucleus; spliceosomal complex. Lineage: Eukaryota; Metazoa; Arthropoda; Insecta; Hemiptera; Phylloxeridae. The transcript is spliced from 6 exons.
AACACUACAAAAAUUGCAUUUAUUUUUUCAAAGUUAUUCGUGAAGAGUAAUUAUAAACCAACACUUUUAUGACCAAAUGGUAUAAAAAUAUAACAUAUCUAAGUCUAAUAUUUUAAGUAAUAAAAAUAAUUAUAGGCGAAUUCAAAAUUUUUAGAAUAAUUAACUAGCAAUAAUUCAUAAAAACAUUGUUUGUUACAUUUUUAAAAUGAGUGCAGCGAAAAAAAAACAAGUUACUCAAAAUGAGUUGAGACUCCUUAUGUUGAAACAAAAGUUGCAAUCCCAACGAGUGAAAAAAAAAAUUGAUUCACCAUUAGCAAAAUAUAAUAGUGAUGGACAAUUAUCUUGUGUCGUAUGCAAAUUAAAUAUUGAAGAUGAAUCUUCUUGGAGUGAUCAUAUAAAAUCGAAAUAUCAUAAAGAAAAUAUUGUGAAACGGAAGCCAGAAUCAUCAAAAAUGUCACAUAGACUAGCUGUGACAACAGAAAGUUUAAAACGAACACAACCCAUACAAGAAAUAUCUAAUCCUCCUAAAAAAAUAAAAGGUAUUUUGAAAAAUGCUUCUCCCUCAUCAGUUCCAAGUAUUCCUAGUGAUUUUUUUGAAAGUUCAUCAUCCCAACUAACUAAAACAAUAGAAAAAAAUGAAGAUAAAAUGGAUGAAGAUACUGAAAAUAAUGAUGAGUUAAAUAUAGACAAAGGAGAACUUCCAAAAGGAUUUUUUGAUGAUCCAAUGAUAGAUGCUAAAGCUCGAAAAGAAGCUUAUGUAAAUUCUAUUGAUGAAGAAUUUCUUAAAUUCCAAAAAGAAAUAAAAGAAGAAAACUUUUUAUCUGAACAAAUAAUGGCUGAUAAUGAAGAUGAAGCAACUUAUGGCAGACAGGUUGAAGAAAUUGAUGAACAGAUUAAACAUUGGUCCAAAGUUAUUGAAUUGGAAAAAAAACGGGAUCAAAUGGCUCAAGUAAUUAAUGAAAGGAUGAAAAUUGAAAUAAAAAAUGAAACUAUUGAUGAUAAUGAAUCUGACGAUAGUGAUUUUGAUGAAUUUAUUGAUUGGAGGUCUAAAAGCUAAGUAUUUAAAUGAAUAUGUCUUAAUGUGAAUUAAUGAAGAUUAUUACCUAAUGUAUAUUAUAAGAAAUAAAAAAUUAUAUAAAUUUCAUUUAAAAUUAGUUUUAGAACAUAGACUUUUAUACCAAAAUACACACGAUUAAUAUGUACCAAUUUGUUGAUUACAAAGUGUUUGUAAUCUUUGAUAAUUAAAUAUUUUAUGACUAUAAUUGUCAAGAAAUUAAAAUUUUGUUUUAUUUGUCCA